Meriones unguiculatus (Mongolian gerbil) is the source of this 818-nucleotide messenger RNA. RefSeq names its product interleukin-37-like. Gene Ontology annotation, cellular component: nucleoplasm. Bases 73 to 711 code for a protein of 212 amino acids. Gene Ontology annotation, molecular function: cytokine activity. Lineage: Eukaryota; Metazoa; Chordata; Mammalia; Rodentia; Muridae. Gene Ontology annotation, biological process: inflammatory response to antigenic stimulus; positive regulation of gene expression; cytokine-mediated signaling pathway. The transcript has 6 exons. The record is from RefSeq and is a predicted model, not a curated record.
GCGUCCAGCAUCUGCUCACAGCUACCAAAACAGACACCUCUGGCCCAGCCGUUUGCACCCUCAGCUCAGGCAAUGUCAUCUUCAGACAGCCACACAGAUGGGAAAAUUUAUCCAGAGUGCUGCAAAGACCUGGCUGAAUCCCACACAGAGCUAGAAGCAAAAUGCCCCAGGCUGUCAGAUUCUGGCCACGUUUCUUUGGCUUCCAACCAUUCAGGUUCAACAAUUAAGCCCUUUGCCCCUAAUAAACAUUUUAUUCGGGACACAAACCAGCAGAUUCUAGUCCUGCAAGGCAGAACCCUUGUGGCAGUUCCAGACAAACUCAGCAAAUGUGGAGAGAUCUUUUAUGUAUCAACUUUACCCAAAAGAAAAGCCAGUGGCUCAACGGCAAAUUAUAUUGUUUUGGCUGUAUGUAAGGGAAAACUCUAUCUCUGCUGUAAUAGAGUCAAAAAGCCAAAGCGUCCUUCAUUAGUAUUAAAGAAAAUUAAAGAUCUGAGUUCAUUGAGCCGUGAGAAGCUCCUGCCCUUCACCUUCCUGAAGCAAAAGUCUGGCUCCUACUUCACACUGGAAUCAGCUGCUAAUCCUGGCUACUUUGUGUGUACCUGCAGCAUACCCAGGCAACCUGUGGGUGUGACGAAGGAGCUGGGAAAACAGAAAAAUACUCAUUUUGAAUUUGUAAAUGCAAAUGUGGAUCUCAGUGAGAUGGAAGCCUGAAAAUGCAACAGGAUAGUGGCCAGACCAGCUAUGACAGCAGGAUUUGGUCUUAGGCUGACACCGAUCAAAAAAAAAUUUUUUUUUCUCUGUAUAAGUGCUAUCUGCAA